AUGACGAGUCACUCUGAUUCUGCUGAAGAAGAUGCUGUCGCUUCACCCGCAGAUGAGCUCAGCAGCUCUAAUCAGGGCGUUGAGCCAGUAUCUCGCCGCCGACUUGCGUUUCGGCCUCCUCUAGAUCCACAACCACAGAGUGCGAUUGCACGCCUUGACGCCACCGCUGGCGAAUGCCCGGCUAUUGCUGGAGUAUGUUUGCACGUUAUACGCAACAUUAAGAUGAGAAGAGUUGAAUGGUGGUUGAUCAAGACUUUGAAACAAGCUUUAUUAAAAAAACUGCAACAUUUUGUGCAGCUCUGA
Molecule: messenger RNA, 303 nt
Organism: Strongylus vulgaris
Lineage: Eukaryota; Metazoa; Nematoda; Chromadorea; Rhabditida; Strongylidae
Source: the annotation of a GenBank genome assembly